AUGCCUCCCGAGUGUAACAAGCUGAGCCUAUACACCGAGAAGGCUUACCAGAAGCAGCCCACCAUCUUCCAGAACAAAAAGCGUGUGUUGGCUGCUGAAGGUGCCAAGGAGGCUAAAGAAAAGGUAACCCGCUGCUACAAAAAUGCCGGGCUUCGCUUCAGAACCCCAAGAGCGGCUAUUGACGGCACUUACAUUGACAAGAAAUGCCCCUUCACUGGAAACGUCUCCAUCCGUGGCCGUAUCCUCUCAGGCGUGGUGACCAAGAUGAAGAUGCAGAGGACCAUCGUCAUCAGACGUGACUUCUUUUGA
This is a messenger RNA of Gadus macrocephalus (Pacific cod), 309 nucleotides long. Its product is annotated as small ribosomal subunit protein uS17-like. Gene Ontology annotation, cellular component: cytosolic small ribosomal subunit; ribosome. The coding region runs from base 1 to 309 and encodes 102 amino acids. Gene Ontology annotation, biological process: translation. Gene Ontology annotation, molecular function: structural constituent of ribosome. The record is from RefSeq and is a predicted model, not a curated record. NCBI's taxonomy places the organism in Eukaryota, Metazoa, Chordata, Actinopteri, Gadiformes, Gadidae. The transcript has 4 exons.